GCAGCUCGUGAGCUGAUCACAGCUGUGACAGAGACGCUGAAAUGCACGGAUCAUUCAAACUCAUGUAAAUGGCGGAAUUCCUCCAGCGCGAGCUGCUGCUGCUCUUUUUUGUUUCUGUCUCACUGUCAGGUGUUUUAAGCUUCAGUGAGUUAUUUUUCAUCAAGGAGCCUCACGACGUCACUGUCAUGCGUAAAGAAGCCGUGGUUCUGGAGUGUCAGGCUCGCGGAGAGUCGCCCAUCGACGUCCGGUGGCUGAAGAACGGAGUAAAAGUGACGGAGAGCGAGCGCAUGUAUCUGCUCUCCAACGGCUCCCUGUAUUUGUCAGAGGUGGAGAACAGAAGAGCAGAGCGAUCAGACGAAGGCUCGUAUCAGUGUCUCGCUCACAACAAGUACGGAGCCAUCCUGAGCCAGAGAGCACGGCUGACUAUUGCAAGUAUCUCCUCUUUCGUGCAGCAGCCGUCGUCGUCAGUGGCGACUGAAGGUUCAGUCGCCAGGUUUUCCUGUCAAAUCACCGCGUUCCCUCCUCCCAUCAUCACGUGGGAGCUCAAUCGAGUCACGUUACCUCUUUCCACUGAAAGAAUCACAGUCCUGCCCACAGGAGUUCUUCAGAUCCACGCCGUUCACACGUCAGACGCUGGAAAUUAUCGCUGCGUCGCCACAAACAUCGCCAGCCGCCGCCGGAGCAUCGAGGCAACGCUCACCGUCACCCCGGCUCCUCCUCGCCCUCAGCCUCCACAGAGACCUCGUAUCGUGGCGGGUCCUCAGAACGGGUCGGUGUGUGUGCAUCAGAGUGUUGUUCUGGAGUGCUUGGCGACAGGAAACCCUCGUCCUCUGGUCUCCUGGAGUCGAGCAGACGGUAAAUCCAUGGACGUCUACAACACUAAAGUGUUAGGAAGUGGAAACCUGAUGAUCACGGACGUCAGACCCAGACACGGAGGAGUUUAUCUGUGCAGAGCCACGACUCCCGGCACACGCAACUACACCGUCACCUCGGCCAACGUCACCGUGUUAGCGCCCCCGUCUCUGGUGGAGUGGCCUGAGAGUCUGACCCGCCCUCGUGCCGGCACCGCCCGCUUCGUGUGUCAGGCUGAAGGAAUCCCAGCGCCUCAGAUCACGUGGCUGAAGAACGGAGAGAGAGUUCAGUCCAACGGUCGAAUCAAGAUGUACAACAGCAAACUCGUCAUCAACCAGAUCACACCAGAGGACGACGCCAUCUAUCAGUGCCAGGCAGAGAACGCACAGGGAUCAGUUCUGUCCGUGGCCAGACUGAUUGUGGUGAUGUCCGAGGACCGACCCAGCGCUCCCCGGAGUGUCCGCGCAGACACCGUGUCCAGCUCUGCCAUCCUGCUCGCCUGGGACAGGCCGCUGUUCAACUCUGACAGAGUCAUCGCUUACUCUGUGCACUACAUGAGAGCUGAAGGAUUAAACAACGAGGAAUAUCAAGUUGUCAUUGGAAACGAUACAACUCGCUACAUUAUUGACGACCUGGAGGCGGCUCACAACUACACCUUCUACGUGGUGGCCUACAUGCCCAUGGGAGCCAGUCGCAUGUCGGACCACGUGAUCCAGCACACGCUCGAGGACGUUCCUGUCCGUGCUCCUGAGCUCAGCCUCACCAGCCGCAGUCCCACAGACAUCCACGUGUCAUGGCAGCCUCUUCCAGAUAAGCUGAGCCGCGGCCGAGUGUCAGCUUACCGUCUGUCGUAUCGCACCAGCGCCGAGAACGCGGUCUCACAGGUGGAAGUACCAGGCGACAGAACCAGCCAGCUCCUGCAGAACCUGCAGCCGGACUCCAUCUACCUGCUGCGUAUCGUUGCUGCCACAGGCGUGGGCUGGGGCGAGCAGUCCGCGUGGACGUCUCAUCGCACGCCGAAGGCUUCGAGCGCACGAGUUCCUCUGGCUCCUGAGCUUCUCCUGGAGCCUCUGAACUGCACGACGGUGUCCGUGCGCUGGCGGCUGUCGCUCACACACUCAGCCGCUGUUCAGGGUUUCAGACUCUUCUACCACGAGGAGAGUGAGACAGAGAGCGCUCCACUCCAGCUGCUCGCCUCACAACACGCUCACACCAUCGGAGGACUCGAUCCAAGGAAGAAAUACCACGUUAAACUUCUGGCUUAUAACUUUGUUGGCGACGGUUACCAGGCAGAUCAAACUGUCAGCACUCCUGGCUGCGUCUCUGUUCGAGAUCGUCUGGUUCCGCCUCCUCCUCCACCGCACAACGUCCACGCACAGACCAACACUUCCAGCGCUGUGUUUCUGCACUGGGGUCGACCGGCCUUCACCUCCAGCCACGCUGUCGGCUACACGGUCCGCUGUAACCCUGUGGGCCUGCAGAACGCCUCCCUGGUUCUCUACCUGCACACGAAUGAGCAGAGUCUUCUUCUCAAAGAUCUACAGCCAAACACCAAGUAUGAGUUUGCGAUUCGCCUUCACAUGGAUCAGCUGUGGAGUCCCUGGAGUCCUGUGGUUUAUCAGACCACUUUAGCUGAAGCUCCCAUGUCGCCUCCUUCCAACGUGAAAGUGACUCUGAUUGAAGGAGACACGGCGCUGGUUUCAUGGAAGCCUCCGGAUGAAGCUAACGCCGCUGUGACGCGCUACACAGUCCUCUACGCGUCCAGAAAUGCAUGGAUUGCUGGGGAAUGGCAGGUGCUGCACAGAGAAGGGUCAAUCACCAUGGCACUGCUGGAGAACCUGAAGCCUGGUCUGGUUUACGUGGUCAAAGUUUCUGCCUCUAACGACGUGGGCGAUGGACCGUUUUGUCCCACAGUGGAGCUGAGGGUGUGGUCAGACGUCUCCUCCACAGGCUUCUCUGAUGGUUUCUAUCACCUGGAUGAGAAAUCAGUGACGGGGAUCACGGUGGGCGUGUGCAUCGCUCUCAUCUGCAUCAUCAUCUGUGCGUUCAUCAUCGUCUGCAGAGGCCAAAACAGGACAUUCUCAGCGGUGAAAUCACACAGAGGAGCGAGCUCAUCUUCUCCAGCUGCAGGACAGCCGGGCUCUGAUGGACACGCGGAGGACAGCGUGGACGUGAGUGUGACGAUGAGUCCAAACCAUUUCAUUGAUGCAAAGGGUGGAACAAACCUCAGGAUUAACUGUCUCGGUCCAGUUCAGCUCGGUUCUGAGAAGAAAAACAAAUGGUUUUCCUUCAGAAAGAACGGGAAACAGGAGAGUACAGCAGUGCAGAAUCUGAGACACGGCUCCGUCUCCUACCACCCGGGCAGCACAGUGUUGACCUACGACGACGAGCUGUCUUCAGACCAGACCUGCAGAACCCUGCAGGUGCUGCUGGGACAUCCUGGAGACACGGAGGGCUCUUCAAACAGCGAGGGCAGCCACGAGACCGGGGACUCUGGACGCUUCUCUCACGACGAGACGGAGCUCACCGACCUUUCAUCUGCAGCCAGCAGCCGUCUGCCGUCUCUCACCGCGGAGGACAGCGGGAGCUCGGACUGCAGCGGAGGAGGAGGAGGAGGAGGAGGAGGAGGAGAGUCAUGAUGGAGUCUGCUGAGAGUGUGUGUGUGUGUGUGUGUGUGUGUGUGUGUGUGUGUGUGUGCGUGUUCACUGUUUGUCAAAGGAAUCGUUUCAGCCUUUUAGGAUUUGCUUGAAUUAACUUUCUUCUGGGUAUUUUGAUGAGAAGAUUAAUCGCACUCUUAACUUAAAGCCUGUGACCUGUGACCUGUGACCUGUGACCUGAGUAUCACACAGGGUUACAUACAGUACAUGCUUUAACUGAAGCUAAGUGACCUUUAACUAUGCAGCUUUAAGCAGAGUAAUGCUAAUCAUCUGCUGAAGUGAUGCAUAGUUGUCCUGUUUUCUUUUCUUCACCUUUGACCUCAACGAUCAGGAAGCCGUGUGACCUUGUUUUUCACGUCUUUCUUGUUUGUCAUGAAUGUCUUUGUUUUUUUGUCCUCUCUUAAUUUGUGCUUGAAUGUUUAUUUUAAAUCUCACCCACCAUGAAUGUUUCACUUAUUUAAGAGAGAGUUUAUCACUGGAGCGAAAGGGAAGAGUGAGUGUUGUUCGCUGAUUAUCUACCUCGGUUUACGUCGGGCUAAACCUUCCACUGUAUAUUUAAUAAUAUGUUCUGUGAUUGUUCUGAUUUAUGGGAUGGUGAGGGCGCUGCUGCAGCUUCUUCCUCCUCCUGAUCCACGUGUGGUGUGGACUGAGCCAGUAUUAAUAAUUAUUGCGUAAUGGUAUGAUAGUGAUGAUGAUAAUAAUAAUAACGUGCGUGUAGAUCAUUGUGCAGCUGCCCUUGCUCCUCCUGUUUUAUACUACCUCGUUUGAGAAUUGAUUUUAUUUGUCUUAUUGUCUCCUAAACUCAGGGAACAAGGUUUAGUACAUUUGAAAAAGCUGUGUAUUUGUACAUGGUGAAGUGACAGGGUAUCUUCUCAGUACUAAACUCUUGUACUACGUGCUACUAUAUGCUAUGAAUGUAUCUUUGAUUGCAUUGUUUUGUCGACUUCUUCCUUUUUGUUCACUUAAACAUUGACACCAGAAGUGCUUUGCCGCUCGUUGGUACAGAAAAGCUUUACUUUGUGUGGAGAUCGUCCCUCAGACGCCCAAACCAAAGCCUAAUCUGUCUGAGGGAGGACGCCACGCAUGAAGAAUGAUUGUAGUGUAAUCACACAUGAAAGUGAAGACGUGAAUGCAAAUCUAUAUUUUUAUUAGACUAUAUGUACUACUGAGUACACACUGUAGUUACUGUGUUGCUUUGCUGUAGAGUAGAUCAAAAUUAGCACUUGUCUGCAAAGUAGUUUUGUUUGAUCAGCCGAUGAUCAGCGGUGACUGCGACGCUGUGUUUGCUACCUGAGUUUAUUUCAGAGGAAAUAAUCACAACACAUUUCACCAAACACUCAAACGCUGCACAUCAGUGGCCUUGACCCGCGACACCGACGGCGGCGUCAUGGGUUCAAAUCCCUCAGAUUAAUAAUCAGCCUCCUGCACAUGUCACAGAGUUCCUCCUCCUAACGUGUUGCAAACAGAUGUCUGUACAUUCUAGGUGAACAUUAUACAAAUACACUAUAUAUUAUAUUGAUUAGUGGUCUGUUUGCAGUUUUCACACCACGGUUUUUUAAUCAGAGGAUUCUGUGCAGGAUUCAAUCAUAUUUGGGAUGAAAUGUGACACAAUCACUUUAAGUUUCUUUAUGAAAAGCAAAGAUUUGAUGUUAAAGGUCACCGCUGCACAUCGGCAGAGAUUGAUUGUAAAAUAUUCUACCUCUGUGUGAAAUGUUGCUUCUGUUAUUUUACAACAGUAUAAUAUGUUGUACUUUCAGGAAGCAAAAUCCAGAUGUUUUUUUAUUUUAUUUUUAUUUGUCUUUUGUCUUUGAAGAUAAAACUUUAUCUUGAAAUGGACACAAACAUUUCCAUUCUACUUUAGCCAAUAAUGUGUCUGUGUUGACAAAAGCAACACAAACGUUCUUUUUAUAGCUGCAGAUGAAAUACACGGGUCAUUACUGUGUGUGUGUGUGUGUGUGUGUGUGUGUGUGUGUGUGACAACAGUCAUGAAUAGUGUUAUGUUUUGAAUGUGAAUUUAAAGUGUUUGCAGAGCAGUUGUUUGUCAUUUACAAUCAAACUCAGGGGAACUCACAGCUGCUCGUCCUUAAAAAGGAAACAAGUGUCAACUCUUAAAAAUUGAAUGUAUCUUUUCUAAUGAUGUUGUUUUUUUUCUGUUGAUGUUUUGUUAUUUUGUGUCUGUUUGUCUGCAACAUUACUGCCAAAAAUGUGUUUCAAUUAUGAAAAAUCUGUUUAAAUAAAAACGUUCACAAAAUGAAAA
This is a messenger RNA of Solea solea (common sole), 5766 nucleotides long. RefSeq names its product protogenin homolog a (Gallus gallus) (gene prtga). Gene Ontology annotation, cellular component: plasma membrane; axon. Gene Ontology annotation, biological process: cell-cell adhesion; axon guidance. The coding region runs from base 69 to 3491 and encodes 1140 amino acids. NCBI's taxonomy places the organism in Eukaryota, Metazoa, Chordata, Actinopteri, Pleuronectiformes, Soleidae. The record is from RefSeq and is a predicted model, not a curated record. The transcript has 19 exons. Gene Ontology annotation, molecular function: protein binding.